Punctularia strigosozonata HHB-11173 SS5 is the source of this 1242-nucleotide messenger RNA. RefSeq lists its product as uncharacterized. NCBI's taxonomy places the organism in Eukaryota, Fungi, Basidiomycota, Agaricomycetes, Corticiales, Punctulariaceae. The transcript is spliced from 5 exons. The record is from RefSeq and is a predicted model, not a curated record. The coding region runs from base 1 to 1242 and encodes 413 amino acids. Gene Ontology annotation, molecular function: protein kinase activity; ATP binding. Gene Ontology annotation, biological process: protein phosphorylation.
AUGCCCAACGCGAAAGCUGGUGACCUGUACUCCGGAGAGAUAUUCUGGCGUGAUCACUACGAAUGGCUGAACAAUCUUGGCUACAAACUUCGGGAUCGUUACCGUCCGGGCUGGGUACCUUCAUGGAGGGACAAGAGCAACGUGACUUGGUACGAACAGGAGGAUUCAUACCCGUUUUUAGAUACUCGCGUGGCGGACGCUACUCGUGUCGCUGAUGGAACUACCGUUGCACUCAAACUCAUUUAUCCCGACGACAAUCCGCAGGUAGAAGAUGUCAUCAUCAAGCUUGGUAGCGAGCCUCUGGCGUCCGACGCACGAAAUCACUGCGUUCCAAUCUAUGAGAUACUGCCCCUGCCUGACGGAAAUACCGCACGGAUCAUAGUCAUGCCCCUCCUACGCAAGUACGAUAAUCCACGCUGGGAUACCAUAGGAGAGGUUGUGAGCUGUAUUCAACAGAUUUUCGAGGCAUCUUAUCAGGGGCUUCAACUCAUGCAUGCUUAUCGGAUUGCUCAUCGGGAUUGCACCGGCAACAACAUCAUGUUGGAUCCUAGGAACAUGUACCCGAAGUCGUUCCAUCCGGCUGAACCCAACAGAUCGCGAGACUGGAGAGGAAAUGCUCUGUCGUAUACAAGGACCCAGCGUCCAUCAAGUUAUUAUCUCAUCGACUUCGGCCUUUCACAGUUGUAUCCGCCCCAUGGGGCAAAAGCAAUACCAGUCGAGGGUGGGGACAAGAGCGUCCCUGAAUUCCAGUCCAACCCCAACGGCGAGUACGAUCCUUUCCCCGUGGACGUGUACUAUCUCGGGAACUGGGUGAAACAAUAUAUCAUCAAGGUGAAAGCCGCCCUCUGUUCUGCACUUAAAUUGCACGGUUUUGAGUUCCUAGAGCCUCUCAUGGACGAGAUGACAUCGCGGGAUCCUAUAGAACGGCCGAACAUGAACCAGGUGAUGACACGACUGGCCGAGAUCGUGGAAUCGACAGGGUCCUGGAAGCUCCGCUCCCGAGUGGUCGCUUACAAGGAACAUCCGAUCAUUGGCCUAUAUCGUGCUGUGGGCCACUGGAAACGACGCAUCAUCUUCAUCGUCACUCGCACUCCUCCCAUCCCUGUACCAACCCGCGGCCCUCCUGUAUACACGGAACGCAAGCCAUUGCCCGCGACUGCAAGUGGUGUGUCUACGUCGACAGAGCCAGGUUCCGUCGCGCGAAACAGCGGCGCUGCGGCAGACACAUCAUCUACGCCAUAA